Aspergillus tubingensis is the source of this 1992-nucleotide messenger RNA. RefSeq names its product putative C6 transcription factor. Gene Ontology annotation, molecular function: zinc ion binding; DNA binding; DNA-binding transcription factor activity, RNA polymerase II-specific. The record is from RefSeq and is a predicted model, not a curated record. Gene Ontology annotation, biological process: DNA-templated transcription; regulation of DNA-templated transcription. The transcript has 6 exons. The coding region runs from base 1 to 1992 and encodes 663 amino acids. NCBI's taxonomy places the organism in Eukaryota, Fungi, Ascomycota, Eurotiomycetes, Eurotiales, Aspergillaceae.
AUGUAUCACUCUCCGGCACCUGCUGAAAGGUCGGAAGAUGACUCCCAGAAGCAUAGGAAGCGUAUAUCGAGGGCCUGCGAUUCAUGCUACAAAAGAAAGAUCAAAUGUGAUGCAGCUGUGCCUCAGUGUAAUUGGUGCAGUCAUCAUGACAUUCCAUGUACCUUUAACCGGGUCAUUACUCGGAAGCGGAAAGCCAAGAGUGAUGCAAAAGGAGAGAAAGAAACGCCCGGGCUGGCCGAGCGUAUUGAGCGCAUAGAAAAGUUCCUUACGGAGAACCUUCUCAAGGAGCCUACUCCUUCUGCAACACCACCUAGUAUCGAUUUUCAUGAGUCUCCUAUAGGGUCGCGUUCUUCUGAAUACACCCACGACUUUUCGAGAGAAUCUUCGACUUUCAAUGAGAAGUCGGGUUCUUCUUCGGUACCUCUACAUUUCGCAGGUCGCGAGUUGGGAUGCAUCAACCUGUUCACAGGCAUUCCGUUACUGCUCCCAGAGGGCAAACAAUGGGUUCAAUCACGGACUGGACAGAAUAUUGCGCUCAGCAAGUUAGUCAGUUCCAACAAGCCGCCGUGGGAAAGACAACGGGCAUUAACAUCCAAUGCGCUGGCGAUGAAUCCCCAUCCCGAAAGCGCAUUCGAGCUGCCUGAUCGAAACGUUAUAGACACUUACUUCAGGCUGUUUUGUAUGUCCUUCGUAAGGCGUAUAUUUCCAGUUGUGGAUCCUGUCCUUUUCAAGGAGACUAUUGAGAAUGCUUAUCAGCAACCACGAACCAGGCUUCCGUAUGGAAAAGUGAGCACCAAGGCAUGUGUGCUUGCCUUUGCUGCCUUUACCUCUCUAGUACCACCUCUUGAAUUCGAGCAUGAGUUCCGAAAGCUUGCCCCUCUUAACAGUGAGACCUACUUCACGAGAGCACAAUGCUUAGUGCCUCAGGUUUUGCAAGAGUCUGCUUCGGUGGAGGGGCUACAGGUGAUAUCAAUGAUGGCACUCUUCGAGCUUGUAACCGGCAACUUACAGUCAGCCAGCUACUACGGUUCAAUUGCAGCACGCAUGGUUUUCAUAUUGGGUGGACACACUACUAGUUCAAUGCCAGAAGAUCCGGAGACGCCGCAAAACGAGAUCGCCAUGAGGUCACAGAGACAAAUCCGAUAUCUCUUCUGGCUUGGUUACACCAUUGAAAAAGAUGUGUCCCUUCGGACUGGACAGCCCCAGCUAUUUACGGAAGAUAACUGUGACUUAACAAUACCCGCCAGUUACAGUGAGAAUCUGUUCAAAUUUCCGCUCGACUGCCGGCAAAUACCUCCAGAAGACAUGCCCGAAGAUCCAGUCUUCCCAGUGGACAUCCGCCUGAGUAUAAUCAAGGCUCGAGCCUACAACGCCCUGUACUCCUUCAAAGGUCUGAAGAAAACGGACGCCGAGAUCCUGAAGGAAAUCCGCGAACUGGACGACGAGCUCGAAAAAUGGAGACUGUCGAUACCUCUAGCAUGGCGACCUACAUUAUCCUUUGUUAAAGAAACCCCCGACCCAAACGCCAACAUGCAUUCCGUCAUACUGCGACUAAACUACCAUCUUUGCAUGACAAUCAUCCACCAAGCCAGUGGCCGAUGCAGGGACUGGUCUAAGGAAGAAGGUGGAAUCAUGCACGGCGUCAACUCCAGCUUAGCUCUGUCCGUUGAAGCCAGUCGUUCAACACUACUCUACCUGCAAGCAUCAGAACAUGUUCUGAUUGAUGGUAUAUUCUGGACCCUCAUCUUCUACCCCAUGUCCGCCCUGCUAGCCAUCUUUUGCAACAUCCUCCAAAACCCCUCCGACCCCCAGGCCACCAAAGAUCUCGGCCUACUCAAAACAGCGAUGAGUAUGUUGGAAAGGAUAUUCCUGCGCCAACCGUCCUCGGUCAAUGAAAUCGUGCAUAUCAAGAUGAUUGCGGAUUUUGUGGCUGAGUUGUAUAGACUGGCUAGUUGUGCGAUUGAGAAAGCGUGGCAUGAGCGUUCUGGUUAA